UGACGCCGCGGGUUGCCGGGGUCUCCCUGAGCGGCUUUCCGGCCGCGUCCCUCUGGAUCUUCUGAGCGCCCCUCGCCGCCAGCCUCCGGUGGAAAAUGUGCGAUUACUUGAUCGCUUAUCUUCAAGAAAAGCUGCAGUGGGAACCCUGUACUUAACAGCUACUCACGUCAUAUUUGUGGAAAAUGGUUCUGAAACUCGUAAAGAAACCUGGGUUCUCCACAGCCAAAUUUCCUCUAUUGAGAAGCAGGCCACAACUGCCACAGGUUGCCCAUUGCUGAUCCGCUGCAAGAACUUCCAGGUUAUCCAGCUGGUCAUCCCUCAGGAGCGAGACUGCCACGAUGUCUAUAUCUCUCUAAUACGUCUGGCACGGCCAGUGAAAUAUGAAGAGUUGUAUUGCUUCUCAUUCAAUCCAAAAUUAGAUAAAGAAGAACGAGAGAAAGGCUGGAAGCUUGUGGACCUCAAUGAAGAAUAUAACCGGAUGGGCAUUCCAAACAGCUACUGGCAGAUUAGUGAUGUAAACAGAGACUAUGGAGUCUGUGACUCGUAUCCUACAGAAGUGUAUGUACCAAAGUCUGCAACUGCACACAUCAUAGUGGGGAGCUCUAAAUUUCGGAGCCGAAGGCGUUUUCCAGCUCUUUCCUACUACUGCAAGGAUAAUAAUGCCUCGAUAUGUAGGAGCAGCCAGCCUUUAUCUGGCUUUAGUGCAAGAUGCCUUGAAGAUGAACAGAUGCUUCAGGCCAUCAGAAAAGCAAACCCAGGAAGUGAUUUUAUAUAUGUUGUUGACACUCGGCCUAAACUCAAUGCAAUGGCAAACCGAGCAGCAGGGAAGGGAUAUGAAAAUGAAGACAACUACUCCAACAUCAAGUUUCAAUUCAUAGGCAUUGAGAACAUCCAUGUCAUGAGAAAUAGCCUGCAGAAAAUGCUUGAAGUUUGUGAAAUGAAAUCGCCUUCAAUGAGUGACUUCCUGUGGGGCCUUGAAAAUUCUGGCUGGCUGAAGCAUAUCAAAGCCAUUAUGGAUGCUGGCAUCUUUAUUGCAAAGGCUGUGGCUGAGGAAGGUGUAAGUGUGCUUGUUCACUGCUCUGAUGGCUGGGAUAGAACAGCCCAGGUUUGCUCUGUAGCAAGCCUUUUCUUGGAUCCGCAUUACAGAACUAUGAAGGGAUUCAUGGUUUUAAUUGAAAAAGACUGGGUUUCCUUUGGUCACAAAUUUAAUCACAGGUAUGGCAAUUUAGAUGGAGAUCCAAAGGAGAUAUCCCCUGUUAUUGACCAGUUCAUUGAGUGUGUCUGGCAGCUAAUGGAACAGUUUCCUUGUGCCUUUGAGUUCAAUGAGAGAUUCCUGAUCCACAUACAACACCACAUCUAUUCCUGCCAGUUUGGUAAUUUCCUGUGUAACAGCCAGAAGGAGAGACGAGAGCUGAAAAUCCAAGAACGAACAUAUUCACUGUGGGCUCACUUGUGGAAAAAUCGUGCAGAUUACCUGAAUCCUUUGUACAGACCAGACCACAGUCAAACCUGGGGGACCCUGCACCCACAGAUGGCUCCCUGCAACUUCUUGUACAAAUUCUGGAGUGGUAUGUACAACCGCUUUGAAAAGGGGCUGCAUCCUCGACAGUCAGUCAUUGAUUAUCUGAUGGCAGUGAAGGAGGAGACUCAACAGCUGGAAGAAGAACUGGCAGUCUUGGGAGAGAGAUUGGCAAAUCUUCAAAAACUGCAAUUAAGUGGAAAUAAAGUCAAGAGUAAGCAGCAAGACCGAAGCAAAGAGUUAGUGCUUUCUGCUUCCAACAACAGCUUAGCUAACACUCCCCAAGAGUACAGCAAUGAUCUGAAAUCAUUCCCAUCCCGGAGCCCUUCACAAGGGGAUGAAGAAGAUUCAGCCUUGAUUUUGACACAGGACAACCUGAAAAGCUCUGAUCCUGACCUCUCAGCUAACAGUGACCAAGAGUCUGGUGUGGAGGACUUAAGCUGUAGGUCCCCAAGUGCAGGUGGCUGUUUGCCUAGCGAAGACAGUGGCAAGGAUUCAGAUGAAGCUGUAUGCCUGGCAGUCUGAAAUGCCUUCACAGCAGCAAGGAUCAAGAUGCAGCUGAGUCCUUCAUGGUCUGGAGCGACAACUUUUAAUCAGAUGAAGAAUGGGAAUUGUCUGUGGCCUGAAGAAGUAAUCCAAAGAAAGGGAACUGUGCAAUUAUGUAAGUAAAGAUUUAGCAGAACAAGCCAUUAUUAAAGACAUAAUGCUAA
Molecule: messenger RNA, 2229 nt
Organism: Lagopus leucura (white-tailed ptarmigan)
Lineage: Eukaryota; Metazoa; Chordata; Aves; Galliformes; Phasianidae
Gene: MTMR7
Product: myotubularin related protein 7
Exons: 14
Coding region: 479-2044 (521 amino acids)
Biological process (GO): phosphatidylinositol dephosphorylation
Molecular function (GO): phosphatidylinositol phosphate phosphatase activity
Source: RefSeq, a predicted model, not a curated record